ACGCAGUGCUUGCUGAAGGUCAGCGUCUGGGCUCUCUGCUGUGGCCGGGAGAUUUUAACAAACAUGCAGCCCACCAUCAGAGCAUCGAUAAUGGAGCCAAGGAUGGACUGGACCAUCAGGAUUACCGUACCCUCGGAGCAGUUGGCUGUCACCAUCCUGGAGCCGUACCCAAUAGUCCUCUGGCUCUCCAACGACAGCAGCAGGGCUGAAAGGAAACUGUCAACAUUUUGGAAACAUGCCUUCCAUUGUGGGUCGUGAACAUGUGUAAUGUCGUCACGCAACCAGGCACCGAAGAAGUAGAUUCCACCAAAGGCCACCCAUGUGAGAAUGUAGCACAUAGUGAAGACGAGAAGGAACCAGCUAAACUUGAGAUCCACUAAUGUGGUGAAAAUAUCUGAGAGGAAGCGACUCUUGUCUGCAAUAGGUCCCAGAUUGACCCUGCACUUGCCAUCCUUGGUGACGUAACGUUGGCGCAGAUUGCUGGCGGUGACAUACGGUCUCCUUGGAUGGCCAGAGCUUGCAGGACGCUGCACAGCAGACCAGGUGGUUUCUCUUCACCGUCCUUACUGCACGCAUGGCUCAGGUUCAGCUCCACCUUCAGGAAGGACUUCAGACCUGCGGGCUCUGGUGCACACAUCUAACGGUCAUUACUAAUGCAUUGCCCUGUGAGUAUUGGUUUACAAUCUUCUGAAUGACCAGUAACACAUGUACACAAUAGAAUGUAUGCCUACAUGUAGCCCCUGCAUGGAAGAAAAUACAUUCUCAGUAAAGUCACCUGCAACUUUAAGACAACACUGAAUGCUGUUACAUUUGAAAUGUUGUUUGAUGAAACUACCUUUUGUAGCCAAGGGUUAAAAGAGUAUACUUAAUAUAGUUGAAUUAGUCCCAAUAUCUGACAUACGUAUUGAAAAAGUUUUCUGAGAAAAGUCUUACCCUUUGAGGACGGUAAUCUCCAGAUGACGAGGCUCUUCCAUUCGUCUCCAAGGUGGUAAAUUAAGUUCUCUCUCUGCACCGUCAACUCAGAGCUGAGAGCGCUGAGCAGCGGCAGCUGGGAAGUCUUCCAGACCUUCAGGGAAUCCACACUCGCCCUUGCCUAGGAAAAUAAAAUCAGUCAAAUCAGUAUCAAUCAGGAUAUUGUCAAGUUAAUUAUAUCUAUAUAGCCCAAUAUCACAAAUAAAUAGAUAUUUAGCAUGCUACAUAUCUGGAAUUCAUCUGUCGAGGAACAUGGAAAAAACGGAAAUAAGCUAAACACUACACUGACUGACACCGAGAUGUUGUUUGUCGGGUUGUAUGUGAUGUUGUUGUACUUUCAGGUGUAUUAGUGGUAGCUGACAGAGUGAUUAGCGUACAUACAGAAGGAUCUAAAUCAGCCCUUGUACAGAGUGGAGGUGCCGUUGUGUAGACGUGACGUAAGCAGCUCUUACUCUUUCCAACUGGUUGGCUGCAUCAACGUACUUCUUGUCCAGCAAAGCUUUGUUGAACUCCUCCAUUGCACUGUGAAACUGAAUCACACAGAAGAGAUGUUACAGCCACAGAAACAUUCAAACAGGUCAAUUAUAAAUGCUCAAAGCGACAACUAUUUCUCUGCUAAUGCCAUUCUGAGAGCUAGACUUGUAAUGAAUAUAUGGCGAGCACAAAGCCCUACCGGGACAAUGCCUUUAAUAAUCGUUAUUAUGAACUCAUCAGAGAAAGAAAUAGAAAAAUAAUAGCCACAGUCUGGCUAUUAGAGCCGUAUGGUCCCGUCAUGUCAAAUUCCUUGUAUGUUCAACAUACCAUGGCAAUAAACGAUUCUUAUUCUAAUGGUAUGGAACUGACACUAUGACACUAUUAAUUUGAUUUAAAUUAUAUUUUACUUAACAAAUUGUCAUGCAUGUUGUACCUCUUUUAGAUGUCCAAGCAUUGUUAUGACGAUAGUGUUUUUCUCCAGCUGCUGCUUCAGCUUUGCAUACUCGGCCACAGCGACGUGGAUGUUCUGCUGCACCUGUGUCCACAAACACAAACUCUGGUUAAAAGCUCUUCAGGCAAUCUGACUACAAUCUAAAGACAGCUUCAGACAUACCUCAGUCUCAAUGCAGUUUUUAAGGACAUCCAUUUCUUUGGAGACCUCAUCAACCUGGACCAUCAGCUCCUCAGAUUGUUGAAGACUAGGGAGGAAGUCACUGUACCGCUUGUUCAUCAUGUCACAUACAUCUUCCUGUUAAAAGAAAAACAUGAAGCAAACAAGAGUUAAAAGAUAAAUUGUAGCGAGAUCGACCUUCUGCUUCAAGCCGAGAGCAUUUGUUUGCAGUUUGUUUACAACCGUUAGUGAAUGGCUGUAAGUCUAUAAGGACAUUCAUCCACUGAUGAAACAGUAUUUGAUGUAAAUAUAAUUUGGCUUCAACAUGUAGCUAACAUGUAACUAACCUCAAAUGUGUAACUUCUGUACAGUAACGUUACAUGAGUAAAUGUUAUUUUAUUAAGGAUUCAAAUAACGGUGCAGUUUAAUUGACUAUAACAGAGCCACGUAGUCUUCUCCACCACACAUGCUAACAGACUUGCUAAUAAUAAUGCACUAAACUAUUUGGAUAGUAGUAGCUAAUUGAAUGGCUAGUGUUAAUGUUUAUAUGCAGCUGCGUGUUAUUUCACGGAUAAACGUGAAACAGUAGCAAGCGUUGGUCAAAAGGUCAGAGAGGUUUCAUGCCUUUCAUGUGUUAGCGCUAACUGCUAGCGUUGGUUCAAACUUUACUUAGCUUGACGUAGCUAAUGCUAUGCUAGCUAGUCGAUUACCUUCGUAUCUUCCACUUUACGCGACAUUUUGCUAAUUUUACUGGACAGGUCCUCUUUCUCCAGUUUGCCAGAGCUGGCAAGCACUUCGGUCACAAACGACGCCAUGCUGUAUCCACACAGUUACGUUAUUAAUGUUGCACAAAAGUAGUGACAGACCAGCACAACAACAACUCAGAACCCGCCAGGUGGCCUGAUUGGUCCCGACAUGACGGAGACUGGAUCCUCCGCCCAGAGGCGCGUCAGCGGAAGUGCAAAAGUGCUUGGUCGUCACGUGAUUCACGUAGGCCCAACCCCCUGAACCCUCGGGGAUUUUGACAUAACCUGGUAAAUACGUUAUUAUGUUACAUGACCAGUAGGUGGCAGCAUGCACCUUCAACGUUGGUUUCUAGUCCGCCAUUAAAUUGAAGAAGAAGAAGAAGAAGAAGAAGAAAAAAAUAAGACGAAGAAGAAGUUUUUUUCACUGUUGUUCUUGUCGUUUACAUUUGCAAACUCUGCAAACAGUUAGCUAACACAUUGUAUGUGGUUGUGCAUACGAAAAAUACAAAAACAAAACAAAAAGAAAAGUAGAUUUGUGCUCAAACAAACAUGCUAGCUUAACUACCCGCUUAGCUAAAAUCAAACCAAUAGCGUUUUUUCGAAUGCUUUACGUUACUUGCUAAAUAUUAGCUUAAUGGCAGACAGUUGGAACACGGAUACCGGUGAAGCUGUGUAUCGGUCCCGGGAUGCUGUCAAGAACUUGAGAAUACGUGUUUGUCUAGAGAGGGUGACCUCCACAGCAGCCCUCUCUAAGCACCUGCAGCAGCAAGUUCUGUCCCAGCAAGACAGAGGUGCCAUUGAACUGGAAACCCUCACCUCACAAGGCCACACAGCUGACAAUGAGGAGGAGUUGGAGGUGGGCUGGCAGGAGAAACUCUUCAGUCAGUAUGAGAUGGAGCUGUUCCAGAACGAGGCAACAUGUCAGACCCCUCUGGACCGUCAGUACCACGCAGAAGUCAAGGCCCUGAACAAGGCCAAGGGCCAACGUAAUCACAGGAUUUUCACAUACACUGAUCAUGACCGCUACACCAGCUGUCUUCCAUUGCACCAAGUGACUUCCACUGACUUAUUGACCACAACCAAAUCCAGCCCCACAUUCCUGGCUGAAAGGAUGGCCAGCGUGCGACACAGACGGCAGGACAGACGCACCAUGGAUUGUAGUGUCCCCAAGUCAAAGAUCGUCAACUGGGAGCCCACAGCGGAGUUUGUGAAGAGCAGUCAUGUGGUGAAUAAUGCCAUGCAGACCAUGCAUAUCAUGGGAGACAUGGGCCCCCCUGGAAGGCUGGGCCAGAAAGAGAAUGAGUAUUUGCUGGUAACCAUAAAAACAGACGGCAGUGGAACAGUCAUCGUAAAGCCUGACUUCAACAAAGACAAAGAGCCUUACAGGAUUGUAACAGCGGGGGAGAAGAGAGAAGUUUGGCGCCUCACUCUUGAGAAUGUGUGCACCACCAUGCAACCAGAGGAAAAGGAGAGGGAGCAGAACAUGUACAAAGACCUGUACGUACGGCACAAGGAGUACCUCAAUAGCCUUGUCGGACAAGACUUUGAAAUGCCUCCGAUAGGUAUUCUGCGUUACCUGAUGAACGGAGAGAUAGGUGAGAAGAAACGCUGCCAUCACUACUGUAUAUAUUUAAAAAAUGCCUAUCUUUGGCAUUUAAAUAUCCUUCUUCUCUUUCACCCAGUCUCAGCCAAAGGCUUUGAAUAUGAUAACUUAUACAUCCACUUCUUCAUGGAACUGCCUAACAACUGGUCCAGCUUGCCACUUCAGUCUCUCUCAGGGGUAACGCAGACGUGCCGGGCCAAAACAUUAGGGAAGGAAAACGUAGCGUUCUUCAGUUACCCCUUGAGCUUUGAGGCUUUCUACAUGUGUGAAAAGGAGAGCGAGGAGUCAAUUCCCCAGUGGCCAGUGAUCUACUUCAAGGUUCUUUCUCUGGACUCCUGGCAGCGCUUUCGAACUGAAGGCUACGGCUAUCUGCUUUUUCCUGCCAUGCCGGGAAAACAUACAGUAACAUGCCACACGUGGAGACCCCUCCAGACGGGGACCGUCUCUGCACUGAGGCGCUUCUUCAUCGGAGGGUCUCCGGAGCUUGAAGACCACAGCUAUGUCAGAAUACCAGGGACCUUCAAGGGAGAGAGGCUGAGUCGCUUUGGCUUUUGUACUGAAACCACAGGAAGUGUCACCUUUAAUCUGCACUGCAUCCAGCAAGCCAGGGCAUUUGUUGACGCCACCAUGUUGAAGAAGAGGAGGCAGAAAGUUUUUGACCAGCUGGGAGGAUUUAGUCAGCAAGGAGCUGUUUGCACCAUCCUUGAGGCCUUCCAGAGGGCCAGGAAAAAGAUGCAAGAGGCCCGAGAAAGUCUUCCCAGAGACCUCGUACACACCACCUCCCAACUUCAGGUCGAAUCCUCUGCAUAGGUGUUCUAAUGGUGGAGGACUGUCAUUCUAUCAAAUACAUUAAAACAUCCAAAUGGCUGACAUCUACUGUGUAGAAUUGUAGCCACAUUACCAGCAAUUAAGAGUUGCCGUUUAAAAUAUUGCACAUUUACUGAUGGGACCAUGAUGUACUGUAAUGAACGGUUUCUUAUUGCUAUUUAUUCUUUGUAAAGAAACGUGUGUUUGGGUAAUAACUUUGGUAAAUAUGGAAUAUAUUUGGUAAUGAAUAAGGAGCAAAGCCAAUAUGCCUACUCAGUCUGGUAUCACCAUACAUUGUAUUGUUUGUACUGUCACUGUUUGGCUAAGAUUUGAGUAAAUAGUCUCUUUUUCAGAGUUAUAGACGCAGUGAUGCUUGUGAAAACUAAUGUACAGAAAAUAUAAUACUUUGGAUUUAAUAUUUUCCAUUGUUUAUUUCAAACAGAAUCAUAUUUGUGGCGAUACAAAUGUUUUUUCAUGUGAACUAUAACCACCAUGUAUUUUUCUCUCAUUAUUAUUAUUAUUAUACAUUCAAAUUUCAUAUUCUUUGUAUAUGCUAAGUACUUAAUAUACAAACAGUCACAAUAGCGCUGCACUUAAGUUACUUUAUACUUCUACUACACUACAUCUUGAUUGUGCUUUUUACUUUACUACUUUUUUUG
Anarrhichthys ocellatus (wolf-eel) is the source of this 5871-nucleotide messenger RNA. It is a transcript of the gene mks1, whose product is annotated as MKS transition zone complex subunit 1. NCBI's taxonomy places the organism in Eukaryota, Metazoa, Chordata, Actinopteri, Perciformes, Anarhichadidae. Gene Ontology annotation, biological process: cilium assembly. The record is from RefSeq and is a predicted model, not a curated record. The coding region runs from base 3437 to 5215 and encodes 592 amino acids. The transcript is spliced from 18 exons. Gene Ontology annotation, cellular component: MKS complex.